Aspergillus glaucus CBS 516.65 is the source of this 869-nucleotide messenger RNA. RefSeq lists its product as uncharacterized. The transcript has 4 exons. The record is from RefSeq and is a predicted model, not a curated record. The coding region runs from base 1 to 762 and encodes 253 amino acids. NCBI's taxonomy places the organism in Eukaryota, Fungi, Ascomycota, Eurotiomycetes, Eurotiales, Aspergillaceae.
AUGGCUUCGUACCUCGUCACUGGAAGCUCCAAAGGCCUCAAUCUGGGAAUCUGUAAUAUCCUUGCUUCCAAGCCUGCUUCCGAGGUUUCAAAGGUAUUUAUAUCCGCGCGAAGGUACACCGAUGCCGUGAAAAGCCUGGUCGAACAGUAUCCCGGGCGUGUCGAGUUUGUCUCGAUGGACGUGACGUCCGAGGAGAGUGUCCAAAAAGCCGCGGAGCAGAUUGAGAAAUCUCUCGGGGGCAAGGGUUUGGAUGUUUUGAUCAAUGGAGUGGGAGUCAUGCCUUUCACACCGGAGGGUAUUCACACAAUGAAUAAUCUCGGCUCGACCUUGAACACCAAUGUGUUGAGCGCCCACCUGGUGACCAGGAACAUUUUGCCGUUUUUGCAAAGGGGCAAUCUGAAGAAGGUUGUUACCAUCUCCACGACACUUGGAUCGAUUGCACGCGCGAAGAUAUACCACACGCACAUGCUUACACCAGCGUACAAGAUAUCCAAGGCAGCCCUUAACAUGCUCAUGGUGCAGUAUUCCUUGGAUUAUGCGGAUCAAGGCUUCACAUUCUUCGUCGUUUGCCCUGGUUGGGUGAAGACGGAUCUUGGGGGCGAGGAUGCCGACUUGACAGUGGAGCAAAGUGCAAGUGCAAUACUGCAUAAUAUAUUCAAGUCGACUCAGGCAGACAACGGAAAAUUCUUGAACAUCCAUGUGCCCGGAUGGGAAAACGCCCCGGGCAUCAACCAAUACAAUGGUAAUGAAAUUCCGUGGUAAGCUACAGAGGACAUGUGAAAUUGGUAGACAAUGCCAAUUGAAACCCGACCAUUUAUGUUUGUAUUAUAUAAGUAUCGAACAGAUAGUUAAUAUGACUUCAAUGGCGU